Messenger RNA from Protobothrops mucrosquamatus (brown spotted pit viper), 2758 nucleotides. It is a transcript of the gene ICE2, whose product is annotated as interactor of little elongation complex ELL subunit 2. The coding region runs from base 254 to 2758 and encodes 834 amino acids. Lineage: Eukaryota; Metazoa; Chordata; Lepidosauria; Squamata; Viperidae. The record is from RefSeq and is a predicted model, not a curated record. Gene Ontology annotation, biological process: positive regulation of transcription by RNA polymerase III; snRNA transcription by RNA polymerase II; snRNA transcription by RNA polymerase III. Gene Ontology annotation, cellular component: transcription elongation factor complex. The transcript is spliced from 13 exons.
GCACUCUGAGAAGAAAGUGGCUGCGCCAAGCUCGGGACCCGAAAAGAAGCAGCAGCCUGGCCAACAGUCUAGAGUGAAAGCCGAGCCUCUUGUGGCCCCCCCUCCCCAGGAGCCCAGGGUCCCCUACCCUUAUGUUUCCAGCCUGUCUGAGAAAGAGCAAAGAAGAUACUUAUUUCUUUUGUCUGAAUAUUUAAAUGCCGACCCAAACCUCUUGCACUGGUCUCAGCAAAGAAAUUACACACAGUAUCUGCAAAUGAAAGAAUUUGUCAGCAAAGAAGUUGCAGAAUUCUUGAAAUUCGCCCAGAACGCUGCUAGAAGCUGUUCUAAAGAUUACAGUGACAUCUCUGAAGAUGCAUUGAUUUACACCAAGGAUUUUCUGAGCGCUCGUGUGGGUUAUGUGAAGAAUUACCCUGAGUGGUAUUCUCUCCACGAAGUGACCAGCCUCAUGGGCGGACGAUUUAAUAGAGAAUUGACCCUCAAGUUUGAGAAAACUCUUCUUGCCUUGGGAAUGGUGCACCUUGUUAAGCGAUUCUUCCCUAAGCUGCCAGCAUCGAUUAAUUUUCCUGCUGAUAAAUCUAAGCGUGAACUACUCUGUGGGACUCCGGAGCACCGUGCUGCCCAGCUGCACAAUGAUGUUAGCACCGAUCCAAAUGCUGAAAGACUGGCUGCCAAAUACUGUCCUCAGGUGGUCCUGACGGAGGAAUCCUUGUAUACGCUGUUGAACAAUCAUGGUCUGGAUUAUAAGCAGCAGUGGGAGCUUCCUGUGUCUGUGAAAACAGUUUCUCUUGGUGGUCUGAAACCAGUCAGAGUGGCCUACAUCGACCCCCCGCUCCCUAAGAAGGAGAUGACGGUGAGGGAAAAGAACCAUUUUUUUCACGAAUUCCUGGCAGAUUUUCAUAUGACAAAGCAGUCCAGUAUUGUAGCUCGGGCUGUGAUACUAGACAAGCCAUCAGAAGAGUCGCCGGGAACAGGGCUUAAGACCUGCCCAGGCAGACCCUUGCCGGAAUCCAUUUCUGCAGACCUGGACUUUGAUACGGACGUCACAGAACUGGAGAGCUUUGCCUCGGCCGCAAAGCCUCUGAGCGCGUCUCCAGCUGAGGUCGCUCCUGCAAAGCCGGCCGGAUGGUCUGCACUCUUACCGGUGCACCUGAAAACGGAAAAAGGUCGGGAAGGGAGGAGCGAAGCGCAGGAGCGGGAAACGGCGUCUAGCAGCGGGAAGGCAUCGCCCUCAGGAAGGAAUCUUCUGGAUUUGGAUAGCGAGGGAAACUCAUCGGGUGAAACGUUCAAGCCAAUGGAAACGGAGCCAGAGGGCAGAAGUCUGGACCCCAAUUUCUUGAUCGCUUCUUCAGAUAAAAAUCGUAAUCUCAGUGAAGGAACUGCUGAAGACGUCCGGUCCCCUGCCCUGUCCUGCAGCAGUGACACGGAUGGGGAACAUCUGAUCAUCGACGCAGAAUGCGAAGCUGGCCACGGGUCUGAACCUGGGGCGGUUACUUCCACCUCCGGCCCUGGAGGACCUGCUCCUCCUUCACCCAGCCCUGGACAGGCCCCGUCAGAAAAACCAGCCGGGUCUUCAGAGAUGCACAGCAAGAAUGCUCCCUGCAAGCCUCCCCCGCGGUUAUCCCAGGAAAUCGAUCCCCUGGGGCAGAUUUUGAAAAUGCAAACCAAGCUGCUGAAACCCCCAUCUCCAAAUUGUCAGGGGCACCUGCUGGCAACCAGGGCAAGGAGUUUGAAUCCUACCCAAGGCCAGGCAGAUGCCCAUUCUCUCCCCUUGGCAUCUUCAGUCGCGGAGCCGGGACAAAAUACCGUAACAAAUACAGGCGCCUCCCCCAAGUUUACCUGGGCAACCUAUUACCAGGGGCCUCAGAAAGGGAUGCUCUGGGAUGCAGCCGAAGACGCAGCCGACUACGAACCUCCUCAGCAUGGCAACCUGGUCUACAAAUUGUACAGCUUGGAGGACAUGCUGCUCUUGGUGCGCACCACCAUCCAGAAAACGGAGUUGAGACCCCAUCAGAAAAAGGCAAAAUUCAGGAGGCACUUUCCUGUUUACGUGUUGCCAAAGUUAGAAUACCAGGCCUUCUACGGAGCAGAAACCUUCACGGAAGACGAAGUCUGUCGACUCUGGACGGAAAGCUUGUUACAUUCCAAUACUUCCUUCACCGUGGGUCACAUCGAUGCCCUCACUUCACGCGUCUUCCUGCUUGAGCGGCUGACUGGGAAGGCGUUGGAAAAACGAUUCGGCACAUUUAAGCCAACCAAUUCAUUACAUAUUCUCCAAAACAUCUUGAAGAAAGUGGCUGGCUUGCAGGAAGGCUCUUACCUCUUGGCUCACCUGGCGGGAGACUCCUCAGUGUCCAUCUACAAGAGCUCGGACGGAAUUUCCACUCGGGCAAUGUACAACCUGCACGCUGCUCACGCCGGCCUGCCGCCCACCCCGGCUGCCCUCUCUGUGCCCUGGGUCCCCCUCGACCCCAACCUCCCUCUGCCGCAUCACUUUGCUCAGGGCCGCGUCCCCUGCACUUUCCCACCGAUGCCGGAUGAGGGUGCCAGGAAGUGGAAGAUGAGCAGGACCAAAGCUUUCUCCGCCACACCCAGCCCCCGAGGGCCAGUCUCCAUGGAAGCCAGGGUCGGUUCCCUGCAGGCUGAGCCCCCAAGAAAGAAGCCUGGGACUGCGCAGAACAAGGGCUCCAGGCCAGAAAAUCAAGGCCCAAACCGGAAAUUCUGGAAAAAGAAGCGCACCAACCGAGGCCACAUGACUUAG